AUUGAGGUCAGAAACCAGGAAAUACGGGCAAAAAGUGAUGGACGGAGUGACUAAGUCAGCAACCUCAGCCGGUUGAGGCGGCGUAAGAGCGGCGCGAGGAAGCGUCGAGUCAUCCCCUGCCAGCGGGUGUUGGGGAGGGUGGCAGUGGCAGUUUUUAACCCCGCGCGUCCUUUUCUGUCUUCCGACCCUCACUCUAAUGAAGGAGACGAUUGGGGCUGUCCAGACAGAGGACGACCUCUCGGAUGUGAGGCAGCUCUUCAGAGAGUACACUUCCACUAUACCGCCCGAGAUCCUCGCUUUGCAAGAUUUCGAGGCUGAACUGCUAGGACUUCCGGGCGCGUACGCUCCUCCUGGUGGAGCCCUCCUUCUGGCACGGUCGGCAGAGGCAGAAGAUGACAGUUGCGCGAUUGGCUGUGUGGCCCUCCGCCCAUUCAAGCAUCGACGCACAUACGAAAGCGAGGAUAGGGUAUGCGAAAUGAAACGACUUUACGUUGCACCAAAAGCUCGGAGGACGGGCCUCGGAAAGCGUCUGGCGGAGGCUGUCUUCGAGCGAGCAAAGGAGCAGGGAUACGACAAGAUCGUCCUCGAUACGCUUCCCACGAUGGAGAGGGCCAGACAGCUUUAUCUGAGCUACGGUUUCGUCGAGACAAGGCUCAUGGACGAUGGGCCAGUGCCAGGGACCAUCAAUCUGGAGAAAGACCUCGACAGAGCAGCUCAUAAAUUGAAUACAAAUUCCUAGCUGGUAGGACACAAUCGUCGUCAGAACAUUAUCGUCAUCAACAUGACACUUCGUCGGGAUGGGAGAGGAAAAAUUGAAGAGAGAGAGAGUCGUCUUGGGCACGUCAUUGGAAGCCUGCGUUGCUCUUGAUGGAGGAGAUGAUGUUGUUCAGACCAUUGCCGCCUUUGAAUUCCCACAGCAUUACGCCUCCA
Acaromyces ingoldii is the source of this 930-nucleotide messenger RNA. RefSeq names its product acyl-CoA N-acyltransferase. Gene Ontology annotation, molecular function: acyltransferase activity, transferring groups other than amino-acyl groups. The coding region runs from base 197 to 739 and encodes 180 amino acids. Lineage: Eukaryota; Fungi; Basidiomycota; Exobasidiomycetes; Exobasidiales; Cryptobasidiaceae. The transcript has a single exon. The record is from RefSeq and is a predicted model, not a curated record.